Messenger RNA from Mobula hypostoma (lesser devil ray), 4714 nucleotides. RefSeq lists its product as uncharacterized. Bases 274 to 1566 code for a protein of 430 amino acids. Lineage: Eukaryota; Metazoa; Chordata; Chondrichthyes; Myliobatiformes; Myliobatidae. The transcript is spliced from 7 exons. The record is from RefSeq and is a predicted model, not a curated record.
CCGUGUACAGGCGAAAGGCGGGUCCGGUGGCAAAUCGCCGAGCGGUGCCAGUCUAAGGGAUGGGUGCCGCAGCCAAUCAGAGGGGUGGCCGUGGCAGCUUAUGAGAUCAGCGGAAUGGGUCAAACUGUUGGUGUACACGGGCGUGGUGCACACGGAGCCGCAGCCGCCGGGUACACGGGAAGCGGAGGCAGGACCGAUUGGAUGAUAGACCUGACCUCAUCGGACGGAGCCUGAGGACCCUGUGGGUGAACAGAAGCCACCCCCCACCCCUCUAUGCCCCAACCUCCCUCCCUGGCGACAAUGUCUUUCAGUGCCACCAUCCUCCUCACAUCCCCUGGUCAGGGGCAGGCAGGGCCAGGAGCAAGGGGAGGGGGGACAGAGGGGACCCCUGCCACGGUUGACCUCCUCCACCUCAUCUACCAGCGGCUCCAGUCACUCUCCGCCACAGCCCAGGAGGCAUUAGCAGUGGCCCGUGACAACCGGCAGCUCCUGAGGGGGCUGGAGAGGGAGGUGAGGUUCCUCUCAGGGUGGGCGACUGGCCAACAGCGGCUUGCUACCUCCCCACCACAGGGCCUCUCCCCCGACGUCGAGCAGGAACAGCCUGUGAUACAGGACCCCACUGGGCAGGAGCAGCCAAAAGUGGAAAAUGAGGUGUGUGAGCACUGGGGCCCGGGGCCUUGCAGGGUGGUGAGGGUCUCUCCCUCGCCCUCGCCCCCGCCCCCCGUCCCAGUCGGUCUGUGCCCCCCUGCCCUGGGGCCGGAAGGCCAGAAGGAGCCGGACGUGGGUCCAGCCUCGGAGGAUGCGAGUGGGCCUGCCUUACUGCUGACAGCUGGGGGUCUAGGGAGCUCCCGCCCCAUGGGCUCCGAGCCUGGCCCCGGCGCGGCGACGCGGCGCAAUGGAGCGAGGAGCAGCCGGCGCAAACGUGACGUGGUGCUGUCGAAGAUGGUUCACAGUGUCCACAACCACGUGUCCAAUGACAGGAGGUUCAACGGGGCAGAGAGCAUCAAGUCGGCCUGGAACAUGGGGGUGGUGAAGUUCCUGCUGGAGAGGUUGAAACGGCAGCUGUCGGCCAGCUCCCACCCCCACCCCUACACUGACAAGGAGCUGAAAGGAGCCUGCGUCGCCUACUUCCUCACCAAGAGACGAGAGUACCGCAACGCCAUGAACCCCCACAGAAGCCUGAAGGAGCGCGAGGAGAAGAAGCUGCGGAGCCGCAGGUACCGGCUCUUCGCCUCUCGGGCGGCCAUGGUGCGCCUGUUCAGCCUGGAGGACCAACGGCUGUGGGAGGGGGCCAGCGAGGAGCUGAUGUCGGAUGAGGAGGACAGCCCGCUGGAGCCGGGCGUCUGGGUCGCCCGCAGCCCCCGCUUCCGCUCGCCCCAGCUCACCGACCUCUGCCGGCGGCUGGACGCUAGCUCCCGGCACGGCCUGCGCCCCAACCGAUUGGUGGGACCCCCCUCCGACCGCCUGCCCUCCCUGCCCCUUCCUUUGAACUUCCCGCUGCCGCUGCCCUCCCAGGCCGAAGGGGGGCCGCCCUGCGUCCAGGUGAAGCUGGAGGGGGACGAGUGAAUGCCGAGCCGCUGAGGCUGACGGGACUGCCGCGGGGAGGUGGGGGGCCAUCUCUCCCGAGGCUCUGGUGAUGAAGCCAAGACGUGGAAUGUGUAGUGAGGGAAGUGUGUCACGGAAACGGGGAGAAGCCCUUGGAACAGGAGGGAGGGAGGGAUCAUGGAAUCGGGGAUGAGGGUGGGGAAGGGUGCAGGGGUGCGGGGUGGGUCUGAUAUAGAAUGCAUUGUGUGGGUUGGAGGCUUACUCACAGCUCCCGCCUAAACCUCUGGCCGCCUCCUUUCUGUAACUGACGUGCUCCCGCGUGUAUAGCCUUUGUUGCGCGUAACUGGAAUCUUCUUUUGUAUAAUGUUAAUAUAAUUUUGAAAUUAUGCUAAUAUAAUUUUGAAAUCUAUGUUAGUACUGAAUAAUUGUGAAGUACUCUGUAAUUGUGCUAAUGAAUAUACAGGUAUCCCCCGCUUUUCGAAAGUUUGCUUUAUGCCACUUAGCUUUUACGAAAGACUACGUUAGUAUCUGUUUUCGCUAACCAAAGGAAAUCCCAAGAGGAUUUUCACUUUUACGAAAUAAGGCAAAAAGCGAAAAUAGCGUUCAGCGUUUGUUUUGCGGUGAGCCGUCACUGUAUAGAAGCAGCGAGAGUGGCGCUGCCAAGCUCCUUCCCUGGGAACUACACCCAGCACCAAGCCGUCAUAGCUUCGAACCGUAUCUGUGAGCAUCUGUGCUUUACCACGAUUUAUCUUGUGCAUCCGUUAGCAAGAUGUGUCCUGAGGUAUCAGAAAAGCCUAAGAGAGCUCGUAAGGGUGUUACGCUUAGUGUAAAACUGGACAUAAUUAAGCGUUUCGAUCGUGGUGAACGAAGUAAAGACAUUGUGCGUGCAUUGAACUUGCCUGCGUCCACCAUUCGCACUAUUUACACGCAGAGAGAAAGAAUUUUGAAAGCCGCCGAGGUUACUGUUGGUUCUGCUCGUAGCAAAGUGGUCUCUCUUAGUCGGCAUCCAGUAAUGGAUAAAAUGGAAAGUCUAUUGCUUGAGUGGAUUGAUGCGUGGCGUGCUGGCCGAUGGUGAUGAAAGUGUUGCGAAAGUGGAAUUUAAAGGUAGUCACGGGUGGUUUGAUCGGUUUCUGAGGCGAGGGCAGCUUCAUAGUUUAACAUUUACCGGAGAGAGUGCUUCGGCUGAUACUGAAGCUGCUGAAAGGUUCCCAGCAGAACUGAAGAAAAUAAUUACAGAAGGUAGUUAUUCGUAUAAGCAAGUGUUUAACUGAUGAAACUGCAAUUUAUUGGAAAAAAUUGCCGAGCAAGACAUUUAUUUUGAUAGAAGAAAAGCAGGCUAAGGGACACAAGGCAGUGAAGGACAGGUUCACCCCAAUGCCUAUUAUUAACGCCACUGGUGAUGCUGUCCUUAAGCCUCUACUAGUGUACCGUUCAGAAAAUCUGAAGGCACUUAAAGGCGUUGAUAAGAAAACACUUCCCUUUGUGUUCCGUUCACAUCCAAGAGGUUGGAAUACACAAGUGAUUUUUUUUCUGAGUACAUAAGUAGAUAGGUUAGUCCUUUUGUUGAAAAAUACUGUAGAGAAAAUAACCUCGAUAAUAGGUGUCUUGUGAUUGUGGAUAAUUGUGCUGCUGAUCCGCCUGGCAUUACCGAGUAUGGCGAUAACAUUCAUGUUGCGUUCUUACCGCCGAAUACGACAUCGUUGCUGCAGCCGUGUGACCAAGGCCUAAUAGCCACAAUUAAGGCUUAUUAUACGCAAAAUGUGAUGCGCUUUAUUAUAAGUACCAUUGACAGAGAGGGCGACUCCGAAGCAUCUUUGUGAGAGAUCUGGAAAGAAUACAAUAUAAAACUGGCAAUCGCCAACAGUGGAGAUGCUCUCGAUAGGCUAACAGUCUCAAUGAGAAAUGGCGUUUGGAGGAAACUGUGUCCCAAAGCAGUGAACGAGUUUAAAGGCUUCAAACCAUCAACAAUAAAUAUGGCAAUAGAGACUUUGGCUAAGGAGGCUGGGUUUGUGGAAGUUGACGAAGAUGAUGUUGGAGGUUUUGGCAUCCCAAGACCUGACAGAUGAAGAGCUGAUGCAAUUGCAAGAGGAAAGGAUACGAAUCAAAACAGAAUGAAAUAGCAAAAGUGAAGUCGUCCAGGAACUGAACGUGAAGCAUCUGUGUGAGAUUUUCGCUACAAUUGACAACAAUGACUUUAAUUUUGAAAGGGUACGUAGGUUUAGGGUGUAUUUGCAGGAUGGUUUGAGUGCUUACAAAGAACUGUAUGAUAGAAAAAUGCGUGAGGCUAAGCAGUCAAGCAUACUGUCGUUUUUCAAGCCUUCCACAUCAGCCACAGCAGAUGAUGAACCCGGACCUUCGACAUCGAGGCAGGCAGACAUAGAAGAAGGUGUAGGCAUUAGUGACCCGCCUGCCCUGAUGGAUUCAGACGACGAUGAGAUGACACCCCAGUGUCCUGUACCUCCCACCACCCCAACCUCCGACGACUUAGCCUAACACACCAUCAUCAGUGUGCUGGCUGACUUCCCCAUUCCAGUAAGUGAAACUACACUGUACAUACAUUAUUUAUACUUUAUAUAGGCUGUGUAUUUAUCAUAUCAUUCCUGCUUUUACUAUAUGUUCGUGCUAUUUUAGGUUUUAUGUGUCAUUUGGUAGGUUAUUUUUUUGGGUCUGGGAACACUCAAAAAUUUUUCCCAUGUAAAAUAAUGGUAAUUGCUUCUUUGCUUUACGCCAUUUUGGCUUACGAGAGGUUUCAUAGGGACGCUCUACUUUCAGAUAGCGGGGGCUAUCUGUAAUCCAUAAUUUUUCUAAAUUAUAAAUGUACCCUGGUCUUCAUUUUGAAAAGUUUUAGAGCUUUGGAGAUUUACAUUGUCAGCGUGGCAAGUUACAACACUUACAAAUUGUAAUGAUAAACUCGGAAUGGGAGUCGGCAGCCCAUUGCUAAUAAAACUGCCGGCCCGCUGAACACCGACACCAUCUAGUCAAAACAUUUUACUUUUGCCAUUGUGCCUGUCAGUUGGUUUGACUGCCUGACAUCGUUUACUUGUGUUGUGAGUUGUGGUUUAAUGUGGAAAAAAAAUCCGUAUUCUAAUUUUUUUUUGAUAAGCAAUACUGAUAAGUAAUUUUAAAUAAAAAUUGUUAGAGCAAAAUAAAAUUUAAAAGUGCCACACAA